AUGGCCCCUCGUUCAUACUCCAAGACCGCAAAGGUCCCACGUCGUCCCUUCGAGAGUGCUCGUUUGGACUCCGAAUUGAAGAUUGUUGGAGAGUAUGGUCUCCGCAACAAGCGUGAGGUCUGGCGUGUCCAGUUGACUCUUUCCAAGAUCCGUCGUGCUGCCCGUCAAUUGCUCACUCUCGACGAGAAGGACCCAAAGAGACUUUUCGAAGGUAACGCCCUCAUUCGUCGUCUCGUCCGUGUCGGUGUCCUCGAUGAAGCCCGUAUGAAGCUCGAUUACGUUUUGGCCUUGAAGAUUGAGGAUUUCAUGGAGCGUCGUCUUCAAACUUGUGUCUACAAGCUCGGUCUCGCAAAGUCCAUCCACCACGCUCGUGUCCUCAUCCGUCAAAGACACAUUCGUGUUGGUAAACAAAUCGUCAACGUUCCAUCUUUCGUUGUUCGUCUCGACUCACAAAAGCACAUCGACUUCGCGUUGAGCUCGCCAUUCGGUGGAGGACGUCCAGGACGUGUCCGCAGAAAGAAGGCCAAGGCUUCCGAGAAGAAGGAUGACGAUGCCGAGGAGGAGGAUGAGGAAUAG
Sclerotinia sclerotiorum 1980 UF-70 is the source of this 576-nucleotide messenger RNA. RefSeq names its product 40S ribosomal protein S9. Gene Ontology annotation, molecular function: structural constituent of ribosome; rRNA binding. Gene Ontology annotation, biological process: translation; positive regulation of translational fidelity. Gene Ontology annotation, cellular component: cytosolic small ribosomal subunit. The transcript has 5 exons. Bases 1 to 576 code for a protein of 191 amino acids. The record is from RefSeq and is a predicted model, not a curated record. Lineage: Eukaryota; Fungi; Ascomycota; Leotiomycetes; Helotiales; Sclerotiniaceae.